Molecule: messenger RNA, 2346 nt
Organism: Hemisphaericaspora subhashii
Lineage: Eukaryota; Fungi; Ascomycota; Pichiomycetes; Serinales; Debaryomycetaceae
Gene: CDC53
Product: cullin
Exons: 1
Coding region: 1-2346 (781 amino acids)
Biological process (GO): protein ubiquitination; SCF-dependent proteasomal ubiquitin-dependent protein catabolic process
Cellular component (GO): SCF ubiquitin ligase complex
Molecular function (GO): ubiquitin protein ligase binding
Source: RefSeq, a predicted model, not a curated record
AUGUCACUUCCACAUUACUCAGAUUUAAACGCGACUUGGAACUUUGUCCAGCCAGGAUUAGAAUGUAUCUUAGGUUCAGCAGCCGAUGAAGGUGUUACCCCUAAUAUGUAUAUGAAUUGUUAUACCGCAAUCUACAAUUACUGUAUCAACAAAUCUCGACACGGUUCAGGUGUAAUUUCUUCAGGUGGCAAUGAAAACAAUAGUUAUUCUUUAGCUGGGGCUGACAUUUAUAAUAAAUUGGUUAACUACUUGAAUCAAUAUAUUAGAGGUUUACAUAAAGAAGCCAAUGAGACCUUUUUGGAGUUUUAUGUUAGAAAAUGGACAAGAUUCACUAUUGGUGCAGUAUAUAUGAAUAACGUGUUUGAUUAUAUGAAUAGAUAUUGGGUUCAAAAGGAAAGGGCCGAUGGUAGAAGGGAUAUAUUUGAUGUUAAUACUUUAUCAUUAAUUAAAUGGAAAGAAGAAAUGUUUGAACCAAAUGCUGAUACUUUGAUAAAAGAGGUUUUGGAUUUAAUUGAAAAGCAAAGAAAUAAUAUGGUUGUUGAUACUUCUUUAAUUUCCACUGCUAUUAAAUCUUUAGUAUUUUUAAGUAUUGAUACUCAAGAUUUGAAAAAACCAAAUUUAAUUAUUUAUGUUAAUUCAUUUGAAACUCCAUUCUUACAGGUUACUAGUGAAUAUUAUAUCAAAGAAAGCAGUAAAUAUCUUUCCGAACAUAAUGUGGUUGAUUAUAUGAAAAAAUGUGAAACUAGACUUGCUGAAGAAAUUUCUAGAUCUAAUAAUUAUUUAGAAGAACAUACCAAGAAACCAUUAUUGGAUGCUUUGAAUGCUUCAUUGAUUGAAAAUCAUGCUGAGGAAAUGUAUAGUCAAUUCCUUAUUUUAUUACAACAGAAUCAAAUUGAGCACAUUCAAAGAAUGUAUAAAUUACUCGCUAGAGUUCCUAGAACCUUAGACCCCUUAGCUGAUACCUUAGAAGAAUAUAUCAAAGGUGAAGCUCUCAAGGCAAUCGAAGAAAUCAAAAAAGCAGCAGAUGCACAAGCAGAAAACAAAACUCCAGAAGCUCCUGGUGCAGCACCUACAAGAUCCUCAAGAAAGGCCGGAUCUGCAAGUGCUGUCGACCCAAAAACUUAUAUCAAUACCUUGAUUGAAAUCUACAACCAAUUUAAUGACGUUGUUAUCCAAGCAUUUAACAAGGAUACGAGAUUCAUCAGAUCUCUUGACAAUGCUUGUCGUCAUUUCGUUAAUAAGAACCCAAUAGCCACCCCAACUCCAAGAAGUAAUUGUAAGACUCCGGAAAUUUUGGCCAAAUAUGCCGAUAGUUUCUUGAAAGGAACCAGUAAAGAUGCCGAUAUUGCUGAUAUGAAUGUCGAUAAUUUGAUCAUCGUGUUUAAGUUCUUAAAUGAUCGUGAUGCAUUUGAAGAAUAUUACCGUCGUCUGUUAGCCAAGAGAUUAAUUAAUGGAAAUUGUAAAUCGGAAGAAUUGGAAGAAGGAUUACUUCAUAGACUUCAAGAAGAAAACUCACUUGAAUAUACUUCAAAGAUGACAAAGAUGUUUUCCGAUAUGAAAGCUUCAGAAGAUUUGAAGGCAAAUGUUAAAGAACAUCUCGCAUCUGAAAGUAUGGUCAAAGAAUUCAUUCCAUUGAUUCUUGCUCAAAGUAUGUGGCCAUUCAAACAUCUCGAUGAUUAUAAUUUAAACGUUCCUCCAGAAUUACAAGGUCCAUUUGAAAAAGUUGUCGAGACUUAUGGUUCCAAGCAUUCCGGAAGACAAUUGAAAUGGUUAUGGAAUCAUGGUAGGGCAGAAUUGAAGGCUAAUUUAUCAAGAAAGGGAAAACCACCUUUCUUAUUCACCGUAUCCCAAGUUCAAUUAAUGAUCUUGAUGGCGUUUAACAAGAAGAAUAAUUAUACGUUUGCUGAAUUGCAUGGAAUUGUCGGAACUGCAAGACAAAUCUUUGAAGCCCAUUUGUUACCAUUUACCAAAUACAAAUUAAUCGACCAAUCCCCAGCUGGACCUGUUACCGAUUCAACUACAUUCACUAUGGUUGAAGAAUAUAAAUCCAAGAAAUUAAGGGUUAAUUUCAUUAGUGCAAUCAAAACCAGUGAACCUAAACAAGAAGAAGAUGAAGCAAGUAAAGAAAUUGAAGAAUCUCGUAAGAAUUAUCUUUCUGCUUGUAUUGUGCGUAUCAUGAAAUCAAGAAAACAAUGCAAGCAUAAUGACUUGAUUAAUGAAGUUUUACCUCAAACUUUAUCAAGAUUCACGGCUAAGAUCAUUGAUGUUAAGAGAGUUAUUGAUCAUUUGAUAGACAAAAAGUAUAUCAAGCGUAUUGAUAACAAUAGUUAUGAAUAUUUGACAUGA